Molecule: messenger RNA, 1605 nt
Organism: Plasmopara halstedii
Lineage: Eukaryota; Oomycota; Peronosporomycetes; Peronosporales; Peronosporaceae
Product: t-complex protein zeta subunit
Exons: 3
Coding region: 1-1605 (534 amino acids)
Biological process (GO): protein folding
Cellular component (GO): chaperonin-containing T-complex
Molecular function (GO): ATP hydrolysis activity; ATP binding; ATP-dependent protein folding chaperone
Source: RefSeq, a predicted model, not a curated record
AUGAAUCCUAACGCUGAGAUUGUGGGUAAGUCGCAGGCGCUAAUGGUCAACGUUAGCGCAUCCAAAGGUCUUCAGGGUGUGCUUAAAUCAAAUCUCGGCCCGCGUGGUACGCUUAAGAUGCUGGUUGGCGGCGCCGGUCAGAUCAAGCUCACGAAAGAUGGCAAUGUACUAUUGCACGAGAUGCAGAUUCAGCACCCGACGGCGGCGCUUAUUGCUCGUGCGGCGACGGCCCAAGAUGACGUGACGGGCGACGGAACCACGUCCACUGUUCUCUUCAUUGGAGAGCUACUGAAGCAAGCAGAGCGCUUCUUAGCCGACGGUCUACAUCCACGAAUUCUGUCUGAAGGCUUCGAAAUUGCCAAGGACGAAGCGUUACGAGUGCUUGAUAGUAUCAAAACUGUAAACAAAGAAAUCCUCAAGGACCGCGAGCUGCUUUGUAGUGUUGCUCGCACAUCGCUACGAACCAAGCUGGACCAAAAACUUGCCGAUCAACUCACGGAUAUUAUCACGGAUGCUGUGCUAACCAUUGCGGUUCCUGAGCGUCCCAUCGAUCUGCACAUGAUUGAAAUUAUGCACAUGAUGCAUCAGAGUAGUAGUGAUACUCGUCUUGUGAAGGGUCUUGUGCUUGAUCAUGGCUCUCGUCAUCCAGACAUGCCCACAUCUCUAGAGAAUUGUUACAUUAUGACUUGCAACGUAUCGCUCGAGUAUGAGAAAAGUGAAGUUAAUUCGGGCUUUUUCUAUAACAGUGCUGAUCAGCGUGAAAAAAUGGUUGAAGCUGAGCGCAAGUUUACAGAUGAUAAAGUGCGUCAAAUUAUUGAUUUGAAGCGCGAAGUGUGCACGGAAGAAAAUAAGAAAACCUUUGUGGUAAUUAAUCAAAAGGGUAUUGACCCAUUGUCUCUGGAUAUGCUGGCCAAGGAAGGUAUUCUAGCCUUGCGCCGUGCAAAGCGUCGUAACAUGGAGCGCAUCACGCUUGCUUGUGGUGGAAUGCCCAUUAACUCGACGGAAGAUAUGGAUGAGUCUAUGCUUGGGUACGCUGGUAAGGUGUAUGAGCAGACUCUAGGUGAGGAGCGCUACACGUUUGUGGAAGACGUGCAGCAUCCAAAGUCGUGUACGGUUUUGAUUAAGGGUCCUAAUGAGCACACGAUUGCGCAGAUAAAGGACGCUAUUCGCGAUGGCGUACGUGCUGUCAACAAUGCUAUUGAGGACAAGGGUGUCGUUCCCGGUGCUGGUGCUUUUGAGCUCGCUGCUCACGAGGCACUUAAUAAGCUUAAAGGCAUGGUGAAAGGUCGAGCUAAGCUCGGUGUCCAGGCAUUUGCGGAUGCUCUGCUGGUGAUUCCAAAAGUGUUGGCAGAAAACUCUGGUCUCGAUGUACAGGACACUUUGAUUGCUGUACAGGAAGAGCAUCAGAAUUCAGGCAUGCCUGUGGGCAUCGAUCUUUUCUCAGGUGAGCCCAUGUUGCCGGAACAGGAGGGUAUUUGGGACAACUAUCGAGUAAAGCGACAGUUUAUUCACCUUGCCACCACGUUGGCGUCUCAAUUGCUGCUUGUGGAUGAGGUCAUGCGUGCUGGUAAGCAGAUGAGCGGUGGAGGUAUGCCCGAACAGUAA